AUGGCGAAGACGGCCGUCACAUGUUCCAACUCUGACGUUGCUACAAUAGAUGCAGCUCCAAUGGAGCCUUCACUUGAUGCUGCAUCGACCUGGCUAGGUUCUUCUCCUAGGAAGCAUCGAGCUACGAAAGCCGGCAAGGCUCACUCAGACAAUGGUUGUUAUGGACAGCCACUGAAAGCAACUCCUCCUCACACACCGCAAUCCCACCACCUUUUGCUUCCCCCCAUUCGCCUGAAAUCCGCAAAGACUUCAACUACUGAGCAUUCAAUCAUGGAAAGGCGUCCGAUUGGUGGUCUAUCUGACCCAAAUAACUCCCAAAACAGCCUCGCGCUCACCAUCAUGCCUCGUUCUACUACUACACUGCUUGACACUGAAAAUGGGAUUCCAACACCAGCGACGUCGCAUAGCAAUGAUUUUGAAAUUGCACACCUCCGCAACGAGGUCAACGGCGCGCAGAGCGCCAGUAAUAUCAACACCGUAGAGCUGGCCCGCCAGAGCGACGUGAUCGCGCACCUCUCUGGCAUCAAUGGGCGGAUAUUCAAUUAUCUGCGCGACCUGGAUAACCGCAUCGGCUCUCUAGAAGCAGAGAAUGCGAAUCUUCGUAAUCGGCUUCAUGAUAGUGGAUCCAACAGGUUCUCUGUCCAACACGUUAGCGACAGCUUCUACCGUCAGCGCGAGCCUCUGCGCAUCCAGUACGGCGGCAUCGACGAUCGUUCUCGCUCUCGCUCUCCAACACCUGAAAGAGCCGAGCAAUCUGUCAGCACAUCCGAUGCCCUAGACCUUCAGGAUGAGCAAUCUGCUAGUGAAAUCGGUCAAGACGCCACCAGCGGCGGUGCAUCCAGGUCUUCUGUUAUCGGCGAUUCUCUGAUUGCCGAUGCUGCACCACAACAGGAUGAGGAUGGCAUCCUUACUGAGUGUAAGACGGAGCCGCAGUCGCCCUCAAAAGGCCGCGGCAGGAAGCGCGCUCGAAACGUCGCGACAAAUAAACGUGAGGUCCACAAGUUGGACAAAGUUAUGGUAUCGUCACUCGUCAGGAUGCCUAAAAUCCCGAUCACGGAUACGGAAAUCAUCGUCUAUUUCUUCAAUUCCUUGUCCCGCCCGCUCGUCGCAGGCCGCUUGUAUUCGCGUGGCUUUGGUCCAGCCAAGAUCACUGACACCAUUAACGAGCAUCGCGAUCUCGACCCGCCCUUCCUGCGCAAUACUUGCUCUGUAAAGUGCGUGACGGCAAUCAGGCGAGGUGCCGAGAGAUUCAAGUCAGAAUGGGAAUCUAUUCGCGACCAGUUCAGCAACGCCAGCAUCGCCGAAGCCACCACGCUCAUUCGCGACCGCGACCGCGAGUCCACGGAAGACAUCGAUGUGCGCGAGCUUUUGACCGCGCUGAUCAAGCAUCCGGACGAGGAACUGCACGGUGUAGGUGGAAUCUUCACUCGCUGUGUCAAGUUCUGCGAGGAUAAGAAGCUCUCCUGGCCACUCUCCCAAAUCGACAAGCUGGCCGCAAAAAUCGAGGCCAAUGACCUUGCGGACGACAUCGCUGAGGGAAUCGCUGAGGACAUUUCUGAGAAUAAUGGCGACAGUUCCUCUGAUCUCGAUUCCAUCGACGAGGGUCUCUACAACGACCUACAAAACUACGUCGCCGAUCACGAAUCCAAAGAUCUCAACAACAUGUAAGGUUUCCGCGCCGGUGAGAACCCUGCUGUUGGCCUCCCGAACGCCUUCCUACGGAUGUAACGAAG
Messenger RNA from Aaosphaeria arxii CBS 175.79, 1733 nucleotides. RefSeq lists its product as uncharacterized. Lineage: Eukaryota; Fungi; Ascomycota; Dothideomycetes; Pleosporales. The transcript is spliced from 6 exons. The coding region runs from base 1 to 1668 and encodes 555 amino acids. The record is from RefSeq and is a predicted model, not a curated record.